AUGGCCUUCGCCUGGAAAGCUGCCGGUAUAACCUACAACCGAUACCUCGCCGUUGCCGCACGAGUGGUUCGUCGUUCACUGAAGGAAGGCCCAAGAUUACAAGCCGAGAGACGCGGAGAGAUGGACCUAAGAUUCGCCAAAUGGCAGAAUGGCAAACAAGGAGAAGUUAAAAAUCUGAGCGAGGCCAACGCUGCAGCUGCAUCGGAGCUGGCAGCACAGGAGGCUAAAUCAUCAUAA
Exophiala bonariae is the source of this 237-nucleotide messenger RNA. RefSeq lists its product as uncharacterized. Gene Ontology annotation, molecular function: proton-transporting ATP synthase activity, rotational mechanism. Lineage: Eukaryota; Fungi; Ascomycota; Eurotiomycetes; Chaetothyriales; Herpotrichiellaceae. The coding region runs from base 1 to 237 and encodes 78 amino acids. The transcript is spliced from 3 exons. The record is from RefSeq and is a predicted model, not a curated record. Gene Ontology annotation, cellular component: mitochondrial inner membrane. Gene Ontology annotation, biological process: proton motive force-driven mitochondrial ATP synthesis.